This is a messenger RNA of Leptosia nina, 1845 nucleotides long. The record is from the annotation of a GenBank genome assembly. Lineage: Eukaryota; Metazoa; Arthropoda; Insecta; Lepidoptera; Pieridae.
AUGGAUAGGACAAUGUAUGGCAAGGUUUUGCCAGGCACUUAUUACCCGUUCCGCUGCGCGAUGAAGGAGCACGGAAUAUCGCCGGGCUAUGCCCUGUUGGCUGAUCUGCAGAACUCCAUCAACCCGGGUCGCGUCAGUAGCCCCGGUGGGAGGACCACAUCCCCCAGUGCAAGGACCAGUUCUCCGGGAAGAACGGUGUCGCCUAUUGGCAGAGGCAGCUCUCCCGGGCGCCUCAGUUCUCCAGGCGGCAGCUUGAGUUCUCCGACGUCGACGGGUUACGGUUCCAUCAAUGGCUCGAGGAAUAUAGGAUCUGAUUACGCUAAACCGGCUUCGCCUACCUACCAGAACACAACAGCGGUACACGAGAAAACAUCGCCAAUCAAGUACACAAACGCUCAACAAAGCUACACCAGUCACACGCCAAGUUACGGCAACUCGGCCGGCUACGGCAGGACCACGGGCCGGGGAAACCUCUCAGAACUGGACACUCUUCUCGACGACCUGAGUAAUGCGAGAUAUGGAAAUUAUUCGGAGAAGAACAGCUACACUGAUCGAUCGGACAGCUACUCAAGAACCAAUGGUGCCACCAGCCCGGCUUCCGCGCGGCCUACAGUGGAUUCACUUCUCGACCAACUCAGCACUGAUCUUCAUAAUGGUCGCAGCUCAACAUCCCCCGUCCCACCACCGACCUCGGGCAGUCUCCCUCGUCCGGGCACCAAGCAGGUGACGGUCACAGUCCAAGAGACGGUGGUGGAACCAGCUCAGCAGUCACCCCAAGUUCAAACCGCGCACCGACACCAACACGCAUCCAGCGCCACGAAGGAGCUGGACGAUCUAAUGGCAUCGCUCUCCGACUUCAAAUGGGGCCGGGAGCUUAUAAUAUUAGUACAUAGUCAAACAUUUGACUCGGACCGCAUUCGCUCUAGUCGCUCACGACCGUCGUACGUUACUUGUGUGAGCGGUGCCAGUCCUCCCCAAGGAGUUGAGGGUGGAGCUCACGUAUACCGGGAGAAGCGCGCGUGGCAGGAACAAUACCGAAGCAAUCCGCGUCAACCGGAGUCAGCGUCGCUCGAGCACAUGCUCGGUUCCCUACGAGCAGACAUGAGUCGCCAAGGAGUCCAGACGCCCCAGAAGGGAUGCUGUAAUGCCUGCGAGAAACCCAUCGUUGGACAGGUUAUAACGGCGUUGGGCCGAACCUGGCAUCCAGAGCACUUCACUUGCGCACACUGUAACCAGGAGUUGGGGACGCGAAACUUCUUCGAACGCGACGGAAGGCCCUACUGCGAGCCUGACUAUCACAACCUUUUCUCACCUCGAUGCGCAUACUGCAAUGGACCUAUUUUGGAUAAAUGUGUAACGGCCCUAGAGAAGACAUGGCACACGGAGCACUUCUUCUGCGCGCAAUGUGGCCAACAGUUCGGCGAAGAGGGCUUCCACGAGAGAGACGGCAAGCCUUACUGCCGCGCUGACUAUUUCGACAUGUUUGCGCCAAAGUGCGGCGGUUGCAACAAACCCAUCAUGGAGAACUAUAUCUCCGCUCUCAACACCCAAUGGCAUCCGGAUUGCUUCGUGUGCAAGGAAUGCCGUGAACCAUUCCACGGUGGAUCCUUCUUCGAGCACGAAGGGCAACCCUACUGCGAGACACACUACCAUGGCAAGCGCGGUUCCCUCUGCGCGGGUUGCCACAAGCCGAUAGCCGGUCGAUGCAUCACGGCGAUGUUCAGGAAAUUCCACCCCGAACACUUUGUGUGUGCCUUCUGCCUCCGGCAACUCAAUAAGGGCACUUUCAAAGAGCAGAACGACAAACCAUAUUGCCACGCCUGCUUUGACAAACUUUUUGGAUAG